This is a messenger RNA of Brassica oleracea var. oleracea, 345 nucleotides long. RefSeq lists its product as uncharacterized. The coding region runs from base 1 to 345 and encodes 114 amino acids. The transcript has a single exon. The record is from RefSeq and is a predicted model, not a curated record. Lineage: Eukaryota; Viridiplantae; Streptophyta; Magnoliopsida; Brassicales; Brassicaceae.
AUGACCCUCUUCAAUCAGCCAUGUCUUUACUCAAAGAUAGACAAGGAAGACCCAGAAGAGGUGUCUCACCGACGAGCCAAGUUCUUGAUUUACAAAACACUUCAAAAGGCCGACGUGGUGUCUCGUCGUUCUUCUCACCCGUCGUCGUUUCUGAGGAUGAAGCUGCUAAGGUUGAAGGCCAAGAUCGGGAAGAGUUUGACUAAACUACGUCGGAACAUAGUAUCCGCCGUUAGGUUUGGCGGGAUUCAAAAGCAUUCUCAAAGCAGCGUGAGAGCCUUGAAAAAGAUGUUCCACGGUGGUGCAACCAAUGGACUACCAAGGCCUAUUUUCGCUCUUGAAGUUUGA